AUGCCUGAAGACUGGAUGCCCAUCGUUCUUUCCGCUUGGAUUAAGUUAUAUACAAAACAUGGUACUCUGAAAUACCAGACAGAUUGUGCUCCAAACAAUGGGUAUUUCAUGAUUCCCCUCUACGAUAAGGGGGAUUUCAUUCUUAAAAUUGAGCCUCCCCUAGGGUGGAGUUUCGAACCAACCAGUGUAGACAUCCAUGUGGAUGGCAUUAACGACAUUUGCACAAAGGGAGGUGAUAUUAACUUUGUGUUCACAGGGUUUUCUGUGAAUGGAAAGGUUCUCAGCAAAGGUCAGACAUUAGGUCCUGCUGGAGUCCAGGUUGUGCUGAGAAAUGCUGGCAGUGACAUAAACAUACAAGCAACUAUUACACAACCUGGAGGAAAGUUUGCUUUCUUUAAAGUGCUUCCUGGCGAAUAUGAAAUCUUUGCAUCUCAUCCUACCUGGAUGUUGAAAGAGUCAAAGACAGUGGUACGGGUGACAAGUUCUAAUGCUUAUGCUGCUAGCCCUCUGAUUGUUGCCGGCUACAAUGUUUCUGGGUCAGUAAGGAGUGAUGGAGAACCAAUGAAAGGGGUCAUGUUUCUCCUUUUUUCUUCUUCAGUCAGUAAAGAGGAUGUUGUGGGCUGCAAUAUUUCUCCUGUGGAUGGAUUCCAGUCAAGGGAUGAGUCUCUAUCCUAUUUAUGCAGUGUUGUAUCAAAAGAAGAUGGAUCUUUCAGCUUUCUUUCUCUGCCAAGUGGGAAAUACACUGUGAUACCAUUCUACAGGGGAGAGAGAAUUACCUUUGAUGUUGCUCCAUCUAGAUUGGACUUCCUUGUAGAGCAUGACAGUUUACAAAUUGAGCCCGUUUUCCAUGUGAUGGGUUUCUCUGUCACAGGCAGGGUGUUGAAUGGUCCUGAAGGAGAAGGAGUUGCUGAUGCCACUGUGACUCUGAACAAUCAGAUUAAAGUAAAAACAAAAGCUGAUGGCUCUUUCCGCCUUGAGAAUAUAACAACAGGUACAUACACAAUUCAUGCCAGGAAAGAGCAUCUCUUCUUUGAUACUAUUACAGUGAAGAUCGCACCAAAUACACCUCAGCUAGCAAACAUCAUUGCAACAGGAUUCAGUGUAUGUGGCCGAAUCUCAGUAACUCGUUUCCCUGACACAGUCAAACAGAUUAGUAAAUACAAGGUAACCAUGAUGCCUCAAGACAAGGACAAAGCAUCACUGGUUACAACAGAAACUGACCCUCACGGAGCAUUUUGUUUUAAGGCAAAAUCGGGUACAUACAAUGUUCAGGUAAUUAUUCCAGAGGCUGAGACCAGAGCAGGAUUGGCUUUGAAACCCAGAAUGUUCCCUGUUACUGUUACAGACAGACCAGUAAUGGAUGUGACCUUCUCUCAGUUUUUGGCAUCCAUCUCAGGGAAGAUUUCUUGUUUAGAUGCUUGUGGUGAUCUGACAGUGACAUUACAGUCUGUGAGCCGCCAGGGUGAAAAACGCAACCUACAGCUCUCUGGAAACACGGACUCAGUGGCCUUCACAUUUGAAAAUGUGCUACCUGGCAAAUACAAAGUAAGCAUUGUACAUGAAGACUGGUGCUGGAAGAAUAAGUCUUUGGAGUUGGAAGUCAUGGAGGAAGAUGUUUCAGGAGUAGAAUUCAGGCAGACUGGAUAUAUGCUGAGGUGUUCUCUUUCUCAUGCAAUUACACUGGAAUUUUAUCAGGAUGGAAAUGGACCGGAGAACGUUGGUGUUUAUAACCUGUCCAAAGGAGUUAAUAGAUUCUGUCUUUCAAAGCCAGGUGUAUAUGAAGUGACCCCACGUUCCUGCCACCAGUUUGAACAUGAGUAUUACACUUAUGACACGUCCUCUCCUAGUAUACUGACACUCACUGCAGUUCGACACCAUGUCCUCGGCACGAUUGUAACAGAUAAACUGAUGGAUGUGACUAUUACCAUUAAGUCAUCCAUUGACAGUGAACCUGCCUUAGUUUUAGGGCCCCUGAAGUCUGUACAGGAGUUACGUAGGGAGCAGCAGCUGGCAGAAAUUGAGGCCCGCCGACAAGAGAGAGAAAAAAAGGGUCAAGAGGACGAAGGAACAAAGCCACCAGUGCAAGAAAUGGUGGAGGAACUCCAAGGACCAUUCUUAUAUGAAUUUUCAUACUGGGCAAGGUCUGGAGAGAAGAUUACUGUGACACCCUCAUCAAAAGAGCUGCUUUUCUACCCGCCUUAUGUGGAAACAGUUGUUAGUGGAGAGAGUUGUCCUGGAAAGCUGAUAGAGAUUCAUGGAAAAGCAGGCUUAUUUCUGGAAGGGCGAAUUCAUCCUGAAUUGGAAGGUGUUGAGAUUGUCAUUGGUGAAAAGGGAGCAACUUCUCCACUCAUCACAGUUUUCACUGACGACAAAGGUGCUUACAGUGUUGGACCACUCCACAGUGACUUGGAAUAUACAGUAACUGCUCAGAAAGAAGGGUUUGUUUUGACUGCAGUAGAAGGAACAGUUGGGGACUUCAAAGCGUUUGCUCUUGCUGGGGUGACGUUUGAGAUCAAAUCAGAGGAUGACCAAGCUCUUGCUGGAGUUCUCUUAUCUCUCAGUGGAGGAGUGUUUCGGUCCAACCUCCUUACACAGGAUAAUGGCAUGCUGACUUUUUCCAAUCUGAGCCCAGGGCAGUAUUAUUUUAAACCCAUGAUGAAAGAGUUUCGCUUUGAACCAUCAUCACAAAUGAUUGAAGUGCAGGAAGGACAGAAUCUUAAAAUUCGGAUAACUGGUUACAGAACAGCUUACAGCUGUUAUGGGACAGUUUCUUCUUUAAAUGGCGAGCCUGAGCAGGGAGUCUCAGUAGAAGCUGUGGGGCAGAAGGAUUGUAGCAUCUAUGGAGAAGACACGAUAACUGAUGAAGAGGGAAAAUUCAGGCUACGGGGCCUGCUGCCUGGUUGCGUGUAUCAUGUUCAACUCAAAGCUGAAGGCAAUGAUCACAUUGAAAGAGCUUUGCCACAGCAUCGCGCAAUUGAGGUUGGGAACAGUGACAUUGAUGAUGUUAAUAUUAUAGCAUUCCGGCAAAUUAAUCAGUUUGAUUUAAGUGGGAAUGUAAUUACAUCUUCUGAAUAUCUCUCCACAUUAUGUGUGAAGCUCUACAAAAGUGAAAAUCUUGACAACCCAAUUCAUACAGUCAACUUAGGCCUAUCCCUGUUUUUCCAUUUCCCACCACUGCUCCGAGAUGGAGAGAAUUAUGUGGUACUCCUGGAUUCUACGUUGUCAAAAUCGCAGUAUGACUACACCCUGCCUCAAGUUUCAUUCACUGCUAUUGGAUAUCAUAAACACAUUACACUGAUCUUUAGUCCCACUAGAAAGCUGCCUGAACAAGAUAUUGCCCAAGGAUCUUACAUCGCGUUACCACUGACACUGCUUCUGUUGUUGGCUGGUUACAACCACGAUAAGCUUAUUCCCUUAUUGCUACAGCUGACAACUCGACUGCAAGGAGUACGUGCUCUCGGACAGACAGGUUCUGACACAGGUGGCUCAGAAGAUGCAAAGAGACAAACAAAAAAACAGAAGACAAGACGGACGUGAGAUGAAAGGAAUGACUGAAUGAAGUGGUGCUCUGUGAAACUGGAGCCUGAGGAAGCAAAGCCACUGAAAUGCAUUUUUGUUGAAUUUGGGGACUUCACAUUUUCAUUGUUGCUAUGUGAGUGCCGUUUGUCAUACUAGCUCCAUUUUGAUUGUAUAUUUUUGGUGGAGUCUAUAGAUUUCCUGUUGUAAAGUAAUGAAAUGAAUGCCUCUGUUGUCACUGUGAGUAUAUCUCCCAUACUUGAAGACAAUUC
Charadrius vociferus (killdeer) is the source of this 3788-nucleotide messenger RNA. Its product is annotated as nodal modulator 1. Gene Ontology annotation, cellular component: endoplasmic reticulum membrane. The coding region runs from base 1 to 3537 and encodes 1178 amino acids. Lineage: Eukaryota; Metazoa; Chordata; Aves; Charadriiformes; Charadriidae. The transcript is spliced from 31 exons. Gene Ontology annotation, molecular function: carbohydrate binding. The record is from RefSeq and is a predicted model, not a curated record.